Messenger RNA from Theobroma umbraticum, 2600 nucleotides. RefSeq names its product Leucine-rich repeat protein kinase family protein. Gene Ontology annotation, biological process: protein phosphorylation. Lineage: Eukaryota; Viridiplantae; Streptophyta; Magnoliopsida; Malvales; Malvaceae. Gene Ontology annotation, molecular function: protein binding; ATP binding; protein kinase activity. The record is from RefSeq and is a predicted model, not a curated record.
UAGUCUUGCGGUAUAAAAAAGUGCUUAAUAUCAAUAUGUGGGGAGUGUUCUCUUCUCUCAAAUGAUUAUGUAAUAGGAGUAGUUUUCUGUCUUUCUUUUUCUUUUUUGUUUUUUGGCUGCAUGUGAUGCUGCUCUUUUAAGCAAGAACAGCUCAUAAAUCUAUCAUGACUAUUAUCAUUGUCAUCAUGAACUCGUUAGCUAGCCCCCCGUAACUCUUGUCUGAUUCUCCUUCCGUCUUCUCCUUUGCUUCCAUCCCAAUGCUCCUGGGAACUCACAAGUUCUUAUAUUUGAUCAUUUCCGGUUCUUUGCGGGGUUUCAUUUGAUCUGGGUUCUGGCUCUCAAAGUAAAUGUGGCCAUAAUUUUGCAGAAAAGCUUCCCUCUUUUCACAGCGAUUUUGGUUGGAUUGUUGGGAUUUUGAGACAGCUGGGAAAAUGGGCAAGAAAAUGGACCUCUUAUUCAUAUUCUUGCUGGGGGCAAUUUUCUCUUCCAUCCUUGCUGACCCUGUUGAAGAUAAACAAGCAUUACUAGAUUUCCUUGAACAUGUUCAUCAUUCACGCUCUCUUAACUGGAGCAAGGAAACCUCUGUAUGCAACAGCUGGAUAGGAGUGACAUGCGACAGUGAUCAUUCCAGGGUUAUUGCCCUGCGUUUGCCUGGGAUGGGACUUCGUGGCUCGAUUCCACCUAAAACUCUCAGUCGUCUAUCAGCUAUUCAGAUUUUAAGUCUUAGAUCCAAUGGCAUUUCGAGUUCAUUCCCUUCUGAUUUUUCUGAACUGAAGAACUUGACCACCCUUUAUCUUCAGUUCAACAAGUUUUCCGGCCCAUUGCCUGAUUUCUCAGUCUGGAACAAUCUUACAAUCGUUAAUCUUUCAAACAAUGGCUUCAAUGGAAGCAUUCCUCCUUCAGCAUCAAAAUUGACUCACCUCACUGCUUUCAAUCUUUCUAAUAACUUACUUUCAGGUGAUAUUCCUGAUCUCAAUAUCCCUAGUUUGCAACAGCUUGAUUUAGCAAACAAUAACUUCACAGGAAUUGUUCCUAAGUCCCUUGAAAGAUUUCCAAGCUGGGCAUUUUUUGGUAAUAAUCUUUCAUCAGAAAACGCCCUUCCCCCUGCUCUUCCAGGCCAGCCAGCUAAUGCUCAACCAUCAAAAAAAGCCAAAAAACUUAGUGAACCCGCACUCUUGGCGAUUGUAAUUGGUGGCUGCGUAAUGCUGUUUGUGCUAAUUGCCCUUUUGAUGAUCUGUUGUUACACUAAGAGACAAAAGGAACAAGAGUUUCCAGCAAAGUCACAAAUAAAAGAAGUCUCUUUGAAGAAAAAGGCUUCUGAGAAUCAGGAUAAGAACAACAGGCUUGUCUUCUUCGAGGGUUGUAAUCUUGCAUUUGACUUGGAGGACCUGUUGAGAGCAUCUGCAGAGGUGCUUGGGAAGGGUACAUUUGGAGUAACAUACAAAGCAGCCUUGGAGGAUGCAACUACAGUGGCUGUGAAGAGGUUGAAGGAGGUAACCUCAGCAAAACGGGAGUUUGAGCAACAGAUGGAGGUCAUUGGGCGUAUCAGCCAUGAGAAUGUGUCUGCGCUUAGGGCAUACUAUUAUUCAAAGGAUGAGAAGCUUGUGGUCCAUGAUUAUUAUGACCAGGGAAGCGUGUCUGCUAUGCUACAUGGAAAAAGAGGUGAGGGCCAGACAUCUCUGGACUGGGAGACUAGACUUAAAAUUGCAGUUGGUGCUGCAAGAGGCAUUGCUUAUAUCCACUCACAAAACAAUGGCAAACUUGUUCAUGGAAACAUAAAGUCUUCCAACAUUUUCCUUAACUCUGAAGGAUAUGGUUGUGUCUCAGAUAUUGGUUUGGCAGCAGUAAUGAGCCCAAUGCCUCCACCUGUGAUGCGGGCUGCAGGUUAUCGUGCACCUGAAGUACCAGACACUAGGAAAGCAACCCAAGCAUCCGACGUAUACAGUUUUGGGGUCUUGGUACUGGAGAUCUUAACUGGAAAAUCACCAAUGCAUGCCACAGGUGGUGAGGAGAUUGUUCACUUGGUGAGGUGGGUGCAUUCUGUAGUUAGAGAGGAGUGGACUGCAGAAGUAUUUGAUGUAGAACUUUUAAGGUAUCCCAAUAUAGAGGAGGAAAUGGUGGAGAUGCUACAAAUUGGGAUGAGUUGUGUGGUGAGAAUGCCAGAGCAGAGACCAAAAAUGUCUGACCUAGUGAGAAUGGUGGAGGAAAUUCGGCGAGCGAACACUGGUAACCAACCAUCCUCUGAAACUAAAUCAGACACCACGGCUUCAACCCCAAUCCCACAAGCAGCCGAAAUAGGUCCCUCUUCCUCUGUUCCACCGUGAGAUUCUUUUGUCUGAUGAAUUAAGUAAUAGUUUUAUAAAAUUUUAUAGUAAUUCAUUGUGGAACAGGCAAAUAGUUUUUGAUUAAUUUAAGUUGUUUAUGUAUCCUAUACUCCUGUGAUGAAAUUUGGUGACAAGAUUAGUUUAGCUACCCUGAUCCAGCUACGAUCAAAGUCAACAAGGGUCCUUGGCUUUUGUAUCAUUUAACAGUCAUGGAUUUCAUUGUUAAGCACGUGGACUUAAAUGGUUUUGCACGAUGAAAAGUCUUUGAUUUCUAUU